UUACGCUUAUCCAUGGGCCUGUAGCUGAACAACUUAGGUUUUUGUUGGUUGAGUUCCGUGGAUAGCAACAAUGGAAGCAGCGUUAGAGAAAUUCAAUGCCUUCACCAAAUCUGGCCAAGACUUUGUUGACGGCGUUUUUCGUCGCCGGAAUCCGAUUGAAAUCCUUAAACGGUUGCAGAGAGAGGCAUUUUCUGAUAUUAUGAAACUCAGAGACAGACAAGAGAAGGUUGAGCGAAUCCUCUCUUUCUAUCAGUCCAGCAAAGAGGGACCCUUUCAAGAGACCUCCACUCACGUGAGAGGUCACCUGGACUAUUUGGGUUCUUUGUUGGUGCUGAGUGAUGUUAAUCAGCAGAACAUAGAUGCUGUAGAUAAGUGUGGAAUCAGAACAGGGGUUGCUUCCAGGUUCAUUUUUGAAACAAAAAUUGGGGAGAAGUGUUCUGGUGCUGUUGAGUUUGUGGCCACUAAUGCCACUAAUGGAGACAGGGAAAAUUGUGAUGAAAGGCCUCUUUCUCUCUCCAAGCUUAGUUUUACAGCAAAUGUCAAUGACUGGUUCUCUUUUGUGGCUAUGCCUAUCGGUGCCCGGGGCAGAGAUGUUGCAAUUGCUUCCGAUUCUUUCGAUCAGGUUGGAGAAGGGUUUACAGUUUUUUCCUAUUCUGGACCGCCUCUUCUCCACUUGCACAAUGGUACUGCUAUAGGCAUAACUGUGAGAAAGUCAAAUGUUAUUGCCUCAUUGACUGAACAUGUAACUGCUUCGCAAAUUCCACAUACAUCUAGCACCUUUGGGCAACUUUUGUAUCAAUUUUCUGGAGGAACAAAACUGUCUCUUUUGGGACUUCAUCACACGCCUUUAUCAUUAAAGAGACUUGGAAAUUUUGACGCUUUUAGCUUUCCAAUAGUAUUGUCAAAGCAAAAUGAAGUUUCUGAGGCAGCAACUGAAGUAUCGUCAUCAACGGGAAUACGCACUUCUGGUGGUUCUAUUGCCUUGAUGGCGGAGUCCAAAAUUGAUGGUUUUGGAAAACUUGGGGGUUGGUUUGAGAUGAACAAAUUAAAUCCCCAAUCUGUACAAUUCGGUGUAAACUUAUCUGAUGAUUCACAAGAUUCAUUAGGCUGGGGUAUGAGUCUCAGUAGAUUCAUGGAAAAUUCAGAAAAUGAGGCUCAUUUUCAGGCUGAAUCCUACCUAAGAUUUAACAUGGGUAAUAAAUUUUGCUUGAAGCCAGGGGUUGUAUUGGGAACAGAUGGGAAAUCUAAAAUAGCUGCUUUAAUGCUUCGGUCUAAUUGGUCCCUUUGAUGACUAUAGUAUACUUUCUUGACUAGUUGAGGUCUCAACUCUUUUUCUUUUAAUCAGAUAUGACUUGUUAGUCUGUUAUAUA
This is a messenger RNA of Vigna angularis (adzuki bean), 1370 nucleotides long. RefSeq lists its product as uncharacterized. The transcript has 3 exons. Lineage: Eukaryota; Viridiplantae; Streptophyta; Magnoliopsida; Fabales; Fabaceae. The coding region runs from base 71 to 1288 and encodes 405 amino acids. The record is from RefSeq and is a predicted model, not a curated record.